Messenger RNA from Dicentrarchus labrax (European seabass), 846 nucleotides. RefSeq names its product receptor-transporting protein 3-like. Lineage: Eukaryota; Metazoa; Chordata; Actinopteri; Moronidae. Gene Ontology annotation, biological process: protein insertion into membrane; protein targeting to membrane. Bases 95 to 565 code for a protein of 156 amino acids. Gene Ontology annotation, molecular function: olfactory receptor binding. The transcript is spliced from 2 exons. The record is from RefSeq and is a predicted model, not a curated record.
AUGAGUCAUUGUUUCAAGUUGUUUAUAUACUGUACGGAUCAGCUGACAGAGUUUUGUAUCUUCUUCAGCCACCAACACCACUGACACUCGCAGGAUGGAGUGGACAAGUAUCUUCCAGAUGAAAGCAGAGAGUCUUAAACAAGGAGACUCCUGGCGUCUGGAGUUUGAUGACAGUCUUGUGCCUGACUGCCCAAACCCUGGCUGGGAGCAGUACAUCAGGAACACAGGUGCAAGGUUCAAAUGCACCAUGUGUGGAAGAGGCUGGCCUUCCAACCGGGUGAUGGUGGUCUUCCACAUGCGCCUGUCCAACGGGCAGGGCAUUGUCAAGGUGAGGCGCUUCCGUCAGAACUGCAAGAUGUGCACCGAAGCUCCAAUGGAAAUGCCCGAAAUCGACUCUGAGAACAUCAACAUCCUUCUGGAGAAUCUGGUGGAGAAGAUAAGAAUCAAAUGCUACCAUGAAGACCUGGGCAGAGGGAACAGGCCUUUUGUAAACCUGGAAGUCAAGAGUCCCCAUGAGCCUGCUCAUUGUGAGGCCUGUAAGCAAGGCAUCUGUGCAAGGAGUUAAACUUGUGUAACUUUUAAGUCAGACUUUUAUUAAUUGAAGGAAAAAUUGAUAUUUGUCUCAGGCUGUCUUGUAUUUAUUCUUGAAGGUUUUUAAAUUUUAUUAAUAGUUUCAAUUAAGUUCUAUGCCUGUAGCUCAUAUAAGCAAAGCAUGUAAGCUUUUAUAUUUAUUCUUACUGGCAGUUUUCUUUAACAUUUACAUUUGUCUGCUCAAUGCAUUAAAAAUGAAUUCUUAAAAACAGAAAUGUAACAGAUAAAUAAAGAGUUUACAAGCAAUACACUAAA